Messenger RNA from Tigriopus californicus, 1601 nucleotides. RefSeq lists its product as uncharacterized. Lineage: Eukaryota; Metazoa; Arthropoda; Copepoda; Harpacticoida; Harpacticidae. The record is from RefSeq and is a predicted model, not a curated record. The coding region runs from base 192 to 1370 and encodes 392 amino acids. The transcript has 10 exons.
CCAAUAUUUGUAAUUGGAAUGCAUUUCAAUUCCGAAAAAAUGGCAAUGAUGAGCGAUUACUAAUUGCUAAGUGCUUCUGCCAAAUUAUUUCAAUUGACCUACUUGAUUUUUUUUUACAUACGGCUAAUCAUGAGAAGACAUUCCUUGGAUUUGAGCUUAUCGGGCAUUCGUGUCUAAAUCUUCCAAGAAGUAUGAUGGUCUUCGGAGCUCUUUUCAUUUCUGCCUCCUUGUUUGGACUUGGCUUUGUAGAAAAGAUCGAAACUCGGCAACAGAAAUUGUUCUCCUUGUUCAACGUCGUUCAAUUUCGGAAUGAUCCCUGUCGUUCAAAUAUGAGAGGCUCGGGCGUUGGAGCGCUUCAAAGGAAUGGAACUUGUCUCACCGUCUCAGAAUGCACGGAUCAAGGAGGAUCUUUAGCAGGAGGCUGUGCAGCAGGAUUUGGAUCGUGCUGUGUAUUCUUUGCACGGUCUGAUUUGUCAACGGUGCGACAAUCAUGUGCUUAUCUCCAGAAUCCAGAAUUUCCAUCGCCUUACCGACAAAUGCAGCCGAUUCGUUAUACUGUUGCAAAAUUAAACCAAGAAAUAUGUGCAUUGCGUCUGGAUUUUGAUACGUUUUCCAUACUUGGAUUGGGCGGUUCCCAAGAAUUGACGAGAGACGCUUGUCGAGACAGGUUUACAAUACUGUCUUCUAGUAAUCCACCUAUUCCAACGAUUUGUGGACAAAACAUGGGACAGCAUGUCUACGUGGAUUUGGGUAUGGACUCCUCGGACCUCGCCCAAUUGAACUUUGAGUUCUCAGGGACCACGAAUAUAAGAAUGUGGGACAUCAAAGUGUCCCAAAUCAAUUGUCGUUCUUCUAGAAGGCCACCCAAUGGUUGUCUCCAAUAUCACACAGGCCUUAGUGGACAAAUCACCACCUUCAAUUACAAUGCCCUGAAUGACAACCACUUGCCCAAUCAGCGAUACAACGUCUGUAUUCGCCGGGAAUUCGGUUUCUGCUGCGUUCAAUACAAAGCUUGUGGGGUGGUCCCUGGGUCUACUGACCCAAUGUCAGCUUUUUCAAUUUCCACCAAAGACGCCAACGGUAAUACAGCCUUGGGAAAUGUGGACGACUCUUGCACUCUGGACUACAUAGCUAUACCUGGGUCUAAUGUCAGAUGUGAUCGGAGUGGUCGAGGAGGAUCAAAUCGAUUUUGCGGCGUCUUCUUAAAUCCGAUUGUAGACUCUAUGGCCUUCACCGAGAUUUGUACUUGCGUUGAUCCUUUUCGGUUGGAGGUGUUUACCGAUAUGGCGCCUGAUGGAGCUGAUCGCUCGAUUCCAAAUACAUCUCAAAGCAAAGGUGUGUGUUUGGAAUGGAACCAAAUCCAAUGUUGAGAAGAGCUUUGGGAGGGCAGAAUCUCAUCCAUUCCAAAAUCCGUCCAGAUCUGAGAGAAUGAGUAACUGUAACCUGUGCAUGACAAUCCCAACGGCCUUGGCAGAACCAGCCUGGUUUUUUUCCAUUCCCUCCAAAUCCCUGUCACCUUGAUUUGAGAAACCUGUUUUUAACUCCAUCCAAUGUUCUUGAUUGCACUUUGGGAAAUUGGAAUAAAUUCUAAAUGAAUCGAG